Messenger RNA from Phasianus colchicus (ring-necked pheasant), 2240 nucleotides. It is a transcript of the gene NCBP2, whose product is annotated as nuclear cap binding protein subunit 2. Gene Ontology annotation, biological process: mRNA cis splicing, via spliceosome. Gene Ontology annotation, molecular function: RNA cap binding. NCBI's taxonomy places the organism in Eukaryota, Metazoa, Chordata, Aves, Galliformes, Phasianidae. Gene Ontology annotation, cellular component: nuclear cap binding complex. The record is from RefSeq and is a predicted model, not a curated record.
CGUCCUUCAGCCGCUCCAGGAAGGCGUCCCGCAGGCGGGUCAGGCCGGGCCGCAGGUCCCUCGCCGCCUGGCGGGCGCCCAGCUGCCCUCGGGUGAUGGCGCUGGCGGUGAGGCGGGCGGCGGCGCGGAUGGGCCGCGACUCGGAGAGCUUCUCGAUGAGGUGCGGGUUGCUGAGCAGCGCCAGCAGCAGCCGCCGCAGCGCCAUCCCGCGCGCCGCUCCCGCGAGAGUCGCCGCGAGCCGAAAGUUCUCGCGAGAGGCGCCGAGCGGGAGGGACCGGUUCUCGCGAGAGCGGCGCCGCGUCCCGCCAUUGGUGGCGGAAUCGGUGGCGCCGUGUUGCGCGGCUGCGGUGCGGGCCGGCAGCAUGUGCUCGGGCGGCACGCUGAGCAUCCUGCGCAGCGACUCCUACGUGGACCUCAGCCAGUACCGCGACCAGCACUUCCGGGGCACGCGGUACGACCAGGAGCGGCUGCUGAGGAAGAGCUGCACGCUGUACGUGGGGAACCUCUCGUUCUACACCACGGAGGAGCAGAUCCACGAGCUGUUCGGCAAGAGCGGCGACAUCAAGAAGAUCAUUAUGGGGCUGGACAAGGUGAAGAAAACCGCCUGCGGCUUCUGCUUCGUCGAGUAUUAUGCAAGAGGAGAUGCUGAGAACGCAAUGCGGUACAUCAAUGGGACCAGGCUUGACGACAGGAUCAUCAGGACUGACUGGGAUGCAGGAUUUAAGGAGGGCCGGCAGUACGGCCGGGGGAGGUCAGGGGGCCAGGUCAGAGAUGAGUAUCGGCAAGACUAUGAUGCUGGAAGAGGUGGCUAUGGUAAAACUGUUCAAUGCCAGUGAAUAGUGAAUGAGUCACCAGCCUCACAGGAGAACUAAAUGCCAAUUGUAAAUGUUUUGAGGUGCAGAGUAGAUCUUUUGCACACAAGUUCAUGUAAAUAGAAAUUUACAGGAGCUACUAUCAGUGUUCCUGUAAUCACUAGUAUAUUCUAUUUCUCUUCUGUUUUAAUACCAGGAUGCAAAGCAUUGCCAAGUACACUAGUACACAGGACCUGGGAGCAAGGUUUUAAGCAAUAGUAUGCAUGAGACUUUGGUCUCAGAAUGCUGCUACAAAUCUACUGAAAUAAUCAAAGGUUUAACAGAAUGGUGCUUCUUUCUUUCUCUGGCAAAAACUUGAUUAUUCUGUCACUGAAUUUUGUUUAUGUUAGUAUCACAAAACAGAGGGGGGGUCUUAAAGGUAGAUUUGUGUAUGGUUCAGAGACUGAAGGAAAAGUCAAAGUGCCCAAAAUGGAAAUGAAAUUCCAAUUUCCAGAGUAGUCUUAAAGUUGUAGACUUUGAGUUUGGUGAAUUAACAGCCUUUUACAUUGAUGCUUUUCCUUUCUGAGUUAGCACACAUCUAUGAAGGGCACAAUAAAGUAAGCCAGAUUGAGCCCAGGAAUCAUAAAAUGAGAAGCAAACCUAGCAGAUAGGAAAAAUCAGACCUCCAGUAUUCUUCAGAGUAUACUGCUGUUGUAUGACAUUGUAUGGUUCAGAACCAUCUUGCUUUGUGAGGUAUGGAGUGCAGGAAUUACAGUUCUAGUUAUUUUCAUGGUUGGAGUAGUACUCUUUUACUCCAGUCUGGUAGAGCUCCAUAGCCUUAAUAUUUGAGGAACAGUAUCUUCCCUGUGUCUGCAAGGAUAGUAUGGAGCCAAGCUUUGCAGUUAAUCCCUUUCCUGCUCCUUCCUUGCCCUCGUCAAAAUCUAUAUGAGGAAUUAUCUGUAUAGUGAGAAAGUUUGUUUUCAAAAUAGAUUUUCUGUUUGAGAAACCUGAUGGCAAAUAAAGUUAAAAGUAAUUUUAAAAGAUUAGCUUUGGAGAAGCUUUACUUUAUAUGGAGUAUGUGGUAAGACUGGUAAAAGAAUUGUGGAACUCUUUUUGCAUUUUUUCUUUCCUCUGGAUCUUAGGACAAGGGGGGGGGAUAUGUUAGGCAAAAGUUCCAUACUCAGAGGUGCUGAGGCAGUGGCCCAAGCUGUCCAGAGAGCUGUGGGUGCCCCCUCCCUAUAGGUGUGCAAGGCUGGGCUGGAUGGGGCCCUGGACAGCCUGAAUUGGUUGGGGGCCACAAUGCCACCAGACUGACUUCCAAACCCAAGCCAUUCUGUCAUACUGUGAUUAAUACUGCCAGUUAACGUGAUGGGAUAUUGUUGUAAUACUGCAUCAGGAAAAAAAAAAAUUGUGAAAUGAACUGCUGAAAUGAACUGGGUUUUGAAGAAA